UUAAAUCAUUGUAAUUGAGUUGACAAAAUAGGAUGUGAAAAGAAUGAAUUGCCAUGAAAUGAGCCAAUGACCAAAACUUGUUCUAUAAAUGACCAUCUACCCUUCCCAAAUCCUCCCCUCCUCAUUUCAAGGAAGUGUGCCAAACAUUUAGAUCCUUCUCACCCUAAAAAAUAAAAAAUAAACACAAGGAAACGGAAAGGAUUUACAUUAGAGAAAGGGAUAAUUAUGGAUCAACUACAGUUUGUGGUGGAAGCCUCUGAGGCUGACUCCAUUACCCAAAAACUUGGCCUACCUUCUGUCCACCACCUCCUCCCUCUCUUGGUUCAACCCGCACAAACCCUUGCCCGCCCACCCAUCUCCAACUACCACGUCGCUGCCGUUGGCCUUGGCUCCGACGGCCGUGUAUUCCUCGGCGUUAACCUUGAAUUUCCUGGAUUACCCCUUCAUCACUCUGUUCACGCUGAGCAGUUUCUCAUCACUAACCUUGCUGUUCACCUCUGCCCCCGCCUCGUUGCAUUUGCUGUCUCCGCCGCCCCUUGUGGCCACUGCCGACAGUUCCUUCAAGAACUCCGUAAUUCUUCCGAUCUCCAAAUCCAUAUCACAUCUCAACACCAAAACAAUCCAGAUGUCAUAUUCGAACCUUUGCGUGAGAUUCUCCCUAAUCCAUUUGGUCCAUUCGAUCUCCUUGAUGACGAAACUCCUUUACUCCUCGAGCGACAUAACAACAAUUUAAUCCUGUCCUAUGAGAUUAAUCACGUUGGAGAUCUAUGCAAUGGGUUUUCAGAUGACGAUUUGAAAUCGGGAAAAAAUCUGAGUAAUGGGUUUUAUAAAUUGACAGAAACAGAGAGUACCCUUUUAAGGAUUGCAGCUUUAGGAGGUGCUAAUAAUUCACACGCACCUUACAGUGAGUGUCCAUCAGGGGUAGCAAUUAUGGAUUGUGAUGGGAAGAUCUAUAAAGGUUCUUAUGUGGAAUCUGCUGCUUAUAAUCCAAGUUUAGGACCAAUGCAGGCGGCGUUGGUGGCUUUUGUGGCUGAAGGAGGUGGUGGGUAUGAGCGAAUAGUGGCGGCGGCUUUGGUGGAAAAGGAAGGGGCAAAGGUAAGGCAAGAGGACACUGCUAGGAUCUUUCUGAAAUUGGUUUCUCCUAAAUGUGACUUGAAGGUUUUCCACUGCUGUGUUGCUGCUGAAAAUGGUUGUAAAAAGGAUUGAAGAUUUUAACCAAUAUUUGUUCAUUCUGCAAUUGCAAGUUGGCUUGUAAAAAAUUAUCCACUUUGAUGAAAUGAAUAAAACAUAUUAAUCCACCAUUCUGUUAGCAA
Molecule: messenger RNA, 1313 nt
Organism: Solanum lycopersicum (tomato)
Lineage: Eukaryota; Viridiplantae; Streptophyta; Magnoliopsida; Solanales; Solanaceae
Product: cytidine deaminase 1
Cellular component (GO): cytosol
Molecular function (GO): zinc ion binding; cytidine deaminase activity
Source: RefSeq, a predicted model, not a curated record